Messenger RNA from Pseudopodoces humilis (Tibetan ground-tit), 4459 nucleotides. The record is from RefSeq and is a predicted model, not a curated record. NCBI's taxonomy places the organism in Eukaryota, Metazoa, Chordata, Aves, Passeriformes, Paridae.
AUCUUCUGACGUGCAGCUGGACACAUCUGGAGGCAGCAGGGCGUCUGGCCAGCCGUGCUUUGUGCCGGGGAUACCGCGGGGCGCUUCUCUGCCGAAGGAUCCCUGGAUUAAGGAGAGGGCAUGAACGUGGAGCUGGCCAUCCCUUUGGGGCACUGAACCUGAGGUGAACUCUGGCAAAUGAGAAAACAAAUCUCUUGAGACAUAAGCAGUGGUACUUCCCUGGAGGGAGGAGAUGGGGAUUCUCCUGUUGCUCUGAGUGUUGCCAGGUGCCAGAAGUGGUCCCCAGAGGUGGUGGACAGUUAUUCUGAGUGACGGCCCUUGCACACGCUUCUGAGUGGUUAUCAUGGGCUUCAUUGCCUUCCUGAAGACCCAGUUCAUAGUUCACCUCCUCAUUGGGUUCGUCUUUGUUGUCAGUGGACUGAUCAUUAACUUCAUUCAACUAUGCACGCUGGUCCUCUGGCCCAUCAACAAGCAGCUUUAUCGCCGAGUAAACUGUCGCCUUGCCUAUUCCCUUUGGAGCCAGUUGGUAAUGCUGCUGGAAUGGUGGUCAGGCACAGAAUGCACCCUGUUCUCAGACGAGGCCACGGUGAAAACCUUUGGGAAGGAACAUGUCAUCAUCAUCCUGAACCACAACUUUGAGAUUGACUUCCUGUGCGGCUGGACGAUGACGGAGCGCUUUGGAGUGCUGGGGAGUUCCAAAGUUCUUGCUAAGAGAGAGCUGCUAUAUGUGCCCCUAAUUGGCUGGACGUGGUACUUCCUCGAGAUCGUUUUCUGCAAAAGGAAAUGGGAAGAGGACAGAGAUACAGUUAUUGAGGGAUUGAAACGUUUGUCUGAUUAUCCUGAAUAUAUGUGGUUUCUGCUGUACUGUGAAGGAACUCGUUUCACAGAGACCAAGCACCGCAUCAGUAUGGAAGUAGCUGAAUCCAAGGGGUUGCCUAAACUGAAAUACCACCUGUUGCCCAGAACCAAAGGUUUCACCACUGCUGUCCAGUGUCUCAGGGGAACAGUUUCAGCAGUGUAUGAUGUAACACUAAAUUUCAGAGGAAACAAGAACCCAUCUUUAUUAGGAAUUCUUUAUGGAAAGAAAUAUGAAGCAGAUAUGUGUGUAAGGAGAUUUCCUCUGGAAGAUAUCCCUCAAGAUGAAAAGGAAGCUGCAAAUUGGCUUCAUAAGCUUUACCAGGAAAAGGAUGCUUUGCAAGAGAUGUAUAAUCAGGAAGGUGUAUUUCCUGGCAAGCAGUUUAAACCUCCUAGGAGACCAUGGACUCUCCUAAACUUUCUUUUUUGGGCCACAGUUCUCCUCUCUCCUCUCUUCACAUUUGGCUUUGGAGUUUUUGCAAGUGGAUCACCUCUCCUUAUCCUUGCAUUCCUGGGACUUGUAGGAGCAGCUUCCUUUGGAGUUCGUAGACUGAUAGGAGUAACUGAAAUAGAAAAAGGCUCCAGCUAUGGCAACCAGGAAUUCAAGAAAAAGGAAUAACUGAUGGCUGCAGUUCAGCACAUAUAACCAGACUAUGGUAUCCGAUUAACUUCAGUUAAAAAACAACAACAAACACUUAGAAACUAUCUUUUUCUUAAUAACUGAUGACUAAUAUUAAUGAAUAAAACUUGAGCCAAGAAUGAAGAAGUUGGAGGCAUCGGCUGAAGAGAAUGCACCAACCUUCUGCCUGAUCAAGGAUUCCUGUAGUCAAGCUGUGGGAGAAAAUCUGGGGUGGGGUGGAAGAAGAAACUAAUUUUUCUUGCUUUGUUGGGGGACUUGGGAUGGGGGAGAAAAGAGGGCAUUGGCCAUGGCCACAUGUAACUUCAGAUGACUGAAAACACUGGUUUCUGUCAAGAGCACUACACUCACUUUUACAACAGGAGCCAUUGAAUGUUUCCUCUUGCUAAAGCCAAUGUAACGUUUAUUGAUUUCCAGCUUCUCUUACUAAUGAGCCAGGAAAAAACACCCUCCUUAAAUGAAUUGACAGGUGUUCAUUGGGUUAGAGUGUUUUUGGCUAUGUUGUCAUGACUACAGAUGAAAUCCUGUUUGUAUGUUACACUGACACUUUUUAUUUUCAGGUAACAUCUUAAGACUUCUGUAAUGCAGGAGAAGGAAUACUGGAGUUUGGAAGCAGCAUGUUAUCCAUCAGCACAUCCCAUAGAGCAGAUCCAAUAGGAUAAAAUUCUCAUCCUAUCUCCUGCUAACUGCUCAAGGCUGUUUAAUUUCAAAAUAUUACUUCAGUCUUGAGUGCUGUUUGCCCUGUUUCACAUCAAACAUGUUCCAUAAUUUUGGAUCUGUUUGGGUUUUUUGAAUUAGUGGUUGACUGUGGGAUUUAGAGUUUAGCAAAGAAGGAAAUUUUUUCAAUUCUCCUUUUAUUUCUGUUUGCAUCUCUCAUUACCAAAGUCCAGUUCAGCCAACCUCUCUCAGUAAACUGGGAGGCAGCACUAGAAAUCAGCACAAUAGUUUUCAAAAUGUCUUCUUUUGCAAAAUAAUGUGAAAAAGAGAGGUCUGUAGCAGUCAGAUUUUGAAUGCUGGCAUCUCUUGAACUUCUAAUGAGAGUUUCAGCAUGGACUCAGAUGGGGCCAGGACCUUACCCUGUGUGUGUCAGGACAGGGUGUGCUGCUCUUUUGACUUGACAUGCUUUAGAUGUUCAUGUGAAGUUUUUUUGCAAGGUGAACUGUGCUGUUAAAGCAUUAGAAAGAGUAUAAGGUCUCUUCAGGGAUUUUAAGUAUCUUUAGUUUUGCUUGUUGACAUUUUGGUCUUUUUCACUGAAAAUUAGAGCACAGAAUCAUGUCUGUACCUGCUUCUUUUUUUUCCUUUCUUUUUCUUCCUUUUCUCUCCCUUUUUUAUGAACGCACAUUCAGAGAUUCAGAGAUUUCUGUAGGUUGCUGCUGUAUGCAUAGCUGGAGAAUUAUUUGCAAACGGAUGGUAACUAUACCUGUGUGUUCAAGUCUGAAGGUCACAAUCUGCAUUUUGCUGCUCGCAGAAGUGGGUGAAAUGAGUUGCAGAUCUGAGCUGAGGGCAGAAGCUAACCCUCAGGGUCGGUAUCUUUAACCCAGCUGCCACUAGAAUAUUUAUCUCACUUUUGUAAAGAGCAGAUUUUAUCAAAGCACUGGUUGUUGUUUUCAUCUUUGCUCCAGUAACCAAGAUAAGAGAGUAAUAAUUUACCUUCUUUCCAAAUUUGCUCUUGACUGUUGGAAUGUAACCUCUUCUCCCACAGGUUUUUCUGUUUUCAAACACUGGAAGAGCAAUUUUGUAACUUAGAAAAAUAUUUUACUUGGGGUCAUUAAUCACUUGUUCUGUCAUGCACUUGAUUUUUAUUUGUGGUCUUUUCAACAAGAGCAUUUGAAGGAUGACCUGAGUUCUGUCUGUCUCCUGUUAGACUCCACCUCGCUGAAUCCUUGUACCCAGACCCCCAACGUUAGUGUGUCAUCUUUGUCCCCUCAAUAAAACUUCCCUAAGAGAGGGGCUGCAAAUCUGUUGCAAAUGUUAGUGGAAUUUGAAAUGUGCUUUGGGAACUGAGGAGAGCAGAGCCUAGCCAUAACUCUGUUUUCCUUGCUGCGUGUUUUUAUACUUUGUCUUCAAAUACAGUCAGACAUCCAAAUGCUGAUAAAGUUAACUCUGGCUUUUCCCUGUUUUUAACCAGAGGACUGAGAACAGUGGGGCGGGUUCUUUUUUUUUGUUGUUGUUCUUUUUUUUUUCUUAAGUAAUUCAGUAAUGGGUAUAAUUCUUGCUUCCUAGAAAGAUGUUACAAAUGCUGUAUACUUGCUUCCUGAAGAUGAUAAUGAGUAUAUAUAAGUUGUACUGGCUUAGCAGAAGAGGCUUGCAGAGCAGGCUGACCAUUGACUAUGUUUUAUACUUACAUUUUGAGCAGUAUAUUAAUGGGCAUGACAAGAAUUUCACAAAAUAAAUCCCUUCUUAAAGCUGAGAAGAGGGGAGCUGCUUAGAGAAGAAAGGAAUUAAUAGCCUUUCUCUUUACAGGAUCCUUUUCUCCUCUUAGUGCAUGUAACUCCCUAUUCAGGAUCAUGGGAUUAGUGCAUGUACAUCAAGGGGAGAAUAAUCAACUUUUCAUAUUUUCUUAUCAUAACUUAUUGGUCAUGCUUUCUUUUUGAAAAUAUAAUAAAUACAUCAUCAGAUACUUAAAAUUUCGCUCUUCUGAACAGACAUAUCAGUAACCACUUGAAAAACUGAAACCUACAGCAGUGCACAAAACAGUACAAAACCAACACAAAUCUCUUAAUUUUGAGUUUUAUCUCUCAAAUAGGGGUUUUUAUACACACGCGCGCACACGUACACGGAGUAUGUAUAAAUUAAAAUGACUGGAAAUAGCUGAAGUUAAUGUCACUAAUGAAGAUUAGCAAGUGGAUUGGAUUGGAAAAGUGAGCAUAGAUUUUAUAUCUUAUUUUCUUCUGGUUUAAUAGAGCAUAGCUUGUAUAUUUGACUACCGAGCCCUUUAAGAGCAAUAAUAAACAAAAAUAUAUCAUG